AGAUAUUUGAGGGAUGGAAAAGGUUGACACAGGAGAUGUUUCAAAUCAAAUUGAAGAGGAAAGCAAAGAGCUGAUAAUACUUGACAUUCCAGAAGCAGAAGACUUGAAAAUUUUACUAUCAGAGCCUGCCUUAUGGCCUGAGCUUUGUAUUUACAGGGUUCCAAGAAAACUUCGAGCAAUAAAUCCAGCAGCCUAUACACCUCAGUUGAUUUCAAUAGGGCCUUUUCACCGCAAGAACAAAGCAUUAAUGCCUAUGGAGAAGCAGAAAUUGCGAUACUUGGCAGAGUUCUGUAAAAGGAUUGGAAUUAAUUGGACUGAGCUUGCCAACCAAAUUAAAGAGUGGGAGCUAAGUAUCCGCCAUUGUUAUGAAGAGACAUUUGAUGAUGUAUCUAGUGACAAGUUCGUCAGCAUGAUUCUCCUGGAUUCUGUGUUCAUCGUCGAGCUCUUCUUAAGGAGAGAAGAAAAAUAUAAUUUCGUUAGAAAACAAAUGCAUGGAAAUUUUAAAGAUGAUUUUAUACUCGGAAAAUCAACACGAGAGUUUGGUGUAUUAGGGGAUUUGAUAUUGGUUGAAAAUCAGCUACCCUAUUUCGUUCUUGAUGAUUUAUAUGAAUUCUCUAUCGGCAACUCUAAUGAAGAAGGCUAUCCUUCUUUCUUUGACCUUGUACGCUUUAACUUUGAAGACUACUUGUCCCCUCCUGAAAUUCAAGAAGAUAAAAAUCUCAAGUGUACCUGCGAUUGCUUCUCUUGCUUGUAUUGUUUCUGGAUCACUAGAUGCUUCUCCUGUCAGAGGGACGGGGAUCAAAGCGCAGAAAAAGAAGAUGAAGAAGGCAGCCUUGAUCAGGAGAAACCUCUAAAUUUCACUGAUUUGGUUCGAAAAUCUAGAUCUUUCAGGCAUCCAGUAUCGAAGAAUAACAAGUCAGUAAUGAAGCUAUAUAGCGCCACUAUGUUACAAGGGGCGGGAGUGAAGUUUAAGGCGAGUAAAGAGGCAUGGCCUAUUGACAUAAAAUUUGAGAGAGGAGAGUUGAAAAUGCCAAGAUUCUUAGCUGACGAUAACACGGAGCGUGUUAUUCGAAACCUGAUGGCUUUCGAGCAAUGUCACUAUCCAAACGAGCCAUUGAUAUGCGAUUACAUUUGGAUUCUUGAUUUUCUGAUCAAUACGGAGAAGGACGUGGAUGUGCUUGUUCGAAAGGGGAUCAUUUUGAACUUGCUAGGCGACGACAAAACAGUAGCCAACUUGGUGAAUAAUCUUGGAUUAGAGAUUACAGCAUCUGGGUCUUGUUUUUACGAUCUGAGUGAGGGGCUGAAUAACCACUACGAGAAUCCAUGGUGUCGUACGGUGGCAAUCAUGAGAAGUGUGUAUUUCAACAACCUGUGGAGAGGCACUGGAACAAUCGCUGCAAUUGUACUCUUAUUUUUCACCUUCACGCAGUCUGUGUAUUCCAUCAGCCAGAUAUUCUCUUGAAAGGUUGUGUAAUUGUGUGGGCUGAUGCUCUGUGUUUCUUUUUCAACUUGCUUUUGUAAUAAGGGGUACGUUAAUAGUGUGUUUCCUCCAUGUACAUUUCCUUCCAUUUCU
Molecule: messenger RNA, 1573 nt
Organism: Hevea brasiliensis (rubber tree)
Lineage: Eukaryota; Viridiplantae; Streptophyta; Magnoliopsida; Malpighiales; Euphorbiaceae
Product: UPF0481 protein At3g47200
Exons: 1
Coding region: 14-1462 (482 amino acids)
Source: RefSeq, a predicted model, not a curated record